AUGCGUGAUGCCAGACCACAAUCUCCACAAAUGAUGUCUCCAGUAACACCACCACCAGUUCAACUCGUGACGCCAGUCAUGGGCCCACCUGGGCGUAGUCUCUCCACCAGUAAAAUACCAGCAUCAUCACCGCAACGAUCAGCAUCACAACAUGAUGUGUCUCAUAGCAGUAACAACCACAAUAGCAGCAACGCCAGUAACCUAGUACGAGCUAGAUCUACAGGCCAUGAUGCUUUAACAACGGUAGAUGUCGAAGCUCUUCGGAGAAUGUCGGAUCCAAAUGUUGGAUUGAUUCCAGCGCGACGACAGUCUAGUCUAUCAUUAAGAGGGUUUACGGAUGCCGAAUAUCAAUCUGGCAAUUCGUUAAUCAGUAGUAGUAGUAACGGUAGCAGUGGUAACAAUGGCUCGCCACCAUCAUAUCAACCAUUACAACGAGACUCGACUCGUGGUAUUGAUCGGCAUCUAGACAACAAUUAUCGAGUAUAUAAUAAAGAGGCAGCUGCUGCUGCGUAUAAGGAAGCCAUGUAUGCCAGCUCUAUGGGCGGAAUCAAAGAAUACAAGGAUGCAUAUAAUAGUAACAACAACAAUACCAACAACAAUUAUAACAGCAUGGAUGCAUACAAGUCUGGAGACAUGACCUACAAUCAUAACUCAAAAGACCAUCAAGAUACAUUUGCAUACAGUAACAAUAGCAACAACACCAACAACUAUAACGAUGGAUAUGUAGACGCAUCGUCUCCACCCCACGAAUACCUCGUCGACGAACUAGAAUCAAACCUCGCCAACCUGGGCAUAUCACCCCAAUCCCAAACAUCAGGCCUAUCAUCAUCAGCAAUCUCAUCGCCCUCAUCAACCACAUCAGCAUACAGCACUAGUGGUACCGGCAACAGUAACGGCGUCCCGCUACCAACCCCAUCACCAUCCCCAUCACGAGUCCUCAACAAUAUGCAGCAAUCCCAACAACAACAACAGCAUAACAGUGUAUCAUCAUCAGCAUCGUCAUCGCCAUCAUCGUCAUCGCUCCUCGCUGAAGAAGCUCGAGAGGCAGAUGUACCUGUAUAUGACAACCGACGGAUACGCAGUCGAACCGCGCCGUUGAAACAGCAUGAUCUGUUGGUAUCGCCCCCACGCCGUACGAGUGAGAGACGCAGAACUGAGAGUUACAGUGAGGCGAAUGAAGAGUAUGGGGGUGAUGAACCUGAGGUUAUUGAUAUAAAUAAUGAGGAGAGUGGUGGAAAUGGUGGGGAGGGAGAUGAUGGGUUGGAGGAGAGGACACGGUUGCGUGUUUUUCAACUAAUCUCGUAG
Synchytrium microbalum is the source of this 1305-nucleotide messenger RNA. RefSeq lists its product as uncharacterized. Bases 1 to 1305 code for a protein of 434 amino acids. NCBI's taxonomy places the organism in Eukaryota, Fungi, Chytridiomycota, Chytridiomycetes, Synchytriales, Synchytriaceae. The record is from RefSeq and is a predicted model, not a curated record. The transcript has a single exon.